Molecule: messenger RNA, 579 nt
Organism: Strongylus vulgaris
Lineage: Eukaryota; Metazoa; Nematoda; Chromadorea; Rhabditida; Strongylidae
Source: the annotation of a GenBank genome assembly
AUGCAGGAUUUCGUGAAGGCAAACUGUCAGCGCACUUGCGGGUAUUGCCCAACCUCCACUACAGCCCCGGCCUCUGCACUGACUGUUGCUACACCAGCUCCGGAGAAAUCAUGUGCCAGCGCCGUGGAUAGCAACGCAAACUGUGCUUCAUGGGUUCAAAAUGGUUUUUGCUCGAAUACCUUCUAUACUAUGGAGCAAAGAAAGACACUGCUUUCAAAAUUACAAACAUCCAAUCCGAAGGAUUCGGUGCUCACUUGUUUCGCAAUUAAGGGAAAAAAGAAAGAAGGAAUUUCUAUGAGGCGAAUAGCGAGCGAUGACCAAACUUCAAAUUCCAAUGGAGAUACUGAGCACGUACGAGGGCAUAGGAUGUACAGGAGCACUAAAACAAAUUCAAUAAGUGUUGGAAAUACUGUUUAUGAUACUGUUCUUAGGAUUAUUUUGAGUCUCAGACAAGAAUCGAUUUUAAAUUUUUUUCUCUCCAAUACUUCGCAGCUUGUAAAUGAAAUAAAGGUCCAUUUCAGUCAGAAAUAUCCUCUAGAAAAACGUUUGUCCAAGACUGCUUUUCGAUCAAAAGUUUAG